This is a messenger RNA of Ilex paraguariensis (yerba mate), 898 nucleotides long. NCBI's taxonomy places the organism in Eukaryota, Viridiplantae, Streptophyta, Magnoliopsida, Aquifoliales, Aquifoliaceae. The record is from the annotation of a GenBank genome assembly.
AGUGUUAUAUGUGUACAAACUUCAGGGGAUCUGUCUGUAAUAUUUAAAAUGUCAAGAGAUCUGAGUGAUUAAGUGACAAACUUCAAGAAAUCUGGGUGUAAUUCUCCUUUUAUUUUUUUUGAGAGAGUAAUGUGGUAAAAUUAAUCAUUUAGGGUAAAUUAAAAUUUUUUAUAUCUUCCUAGGGGCAAAAUAAUAUUUUUCCAAUAAAAAAUCACGCCUAACGCUUAUAAUAUUCCACAAGAUUUACUUUCCAAAUUCACAGAUAUUCUCCCAUUUCUAAAUUAGAACCUGACGCCCAACAAACAGACUCUCUCUCUCUCUCACUCUCACACACAUUAAUAAACGUAUAAAUACGCGCAGUGGUAUACAAUGUUUUGUUGCGGAAUAGCGGUGGUGGCAAAGGCGAAACCUUCGUUUAUCAGAGCGGAACAACCUUUGGUUCCUGACCUCUCCACCGAGCGUGGCGUAUACGGCGGUGGAGCCCCCAUUCGCCGUCGCGACAUCGUUUUUGUCGUCAAUCCCCGAGGUGCUAAUAGACGUACUGGGAAAGAAUUGAAGAAACUGGUACGGUGUCUCAGGUAUAGCCUCGGGCUGAUUGCAAUUGAAAUGUGGAAUUAUCCAGGAUAAGUUGAAGGAUUUCUACUAAUCUAUUUGGAGCAGUCUCAGCAUGCAGAAAGGGAGGAUUUAGAAUGCCCAGGUUCUUGAUUUUUUGUUUUAUUUUGUGAUGGAACGGUUAUUGCAAUGUUUUGAUCUUUUUCAUGAAUCAUAACUUUUGAAUUGAUAUGAUGGUAGUCUUCUUAGGUAAUGGUCCCAAAGGUUGAACCAACUUUAACUUGGUACUCUUUUAAGCCGAAAGUGUUAUUUUACUUUGUCUACAUGGUUGUGCUUUAGUUUUUCU